This is a messenger RNA of Diabrotica virgifera virgifera (western corn rootworm), 1371 nucleotides long. RefSeq lists its product as uncharacterized. NCBI's taxonomy places the organism in Eukaryota, Metazoa, Arthropoda, Insecta, Coleoptera, Chrysomelidae. The record is from RefSeq and is a predicted model, not a curated record. Bases 221 to 1123 code for a protein of 300 amino acids. The transcript is spliced from 5 exons.
CUCUGUCUGUCUAAAGUCUAAUCUAAACAGUGAACAGUGGCUUAGCGGAUAGCGUUCUUAAUUCUUAUUUCUUAGUUCUUACUUUCGUAUUCUUAGUAAUAAUUGAUCCUUAGUAGAAAACGGAAGAAGUAGUGUUGUAACAAAUUAGUAAUUAGUAUUCCAAGAUCCUAGGUUUCGCUCAGUAAUAUUUUUAACUCGGUGAAGUAGACUUUUCAAAAUUAUGAAGCUUCUUGGAAAAUUUCUCGUUCUCUUGUUGAUAGGAUGCAGCUUUACGCAGAAGUUUAUUGAACCUCUUGACAUGCAGAAAUUUCAUAUUGAUCCUAUUUACACGCAUAUUGAUACUAUUGAUAGUGGUUUUGACAGUAGCAGCACUGGAGUAAGUGGGAUCCUCAAUGCUAGUGAAUUUGGAAAAAGUAUGCAAUUGAUUUAUAAAUAUAUUUCACUAUUACUCAGAGAGCAGUGUGACGAUUCUAGGUAUCCUAGGCUAGAGAUAUUUGCGAUGCAUAAUGAAGUAUUUACCUGCAUCAAUAGCGUAGUAGAUGAUAUCGAAUCAACCGAAAGAGAAUAUACAGCUGCAUCCAGUGGUAGCCUCCAAAAUUUUAUAAAGAAACUCUGCAACGUUUGGCCAAAAAUUUAUGAUUGCAUUGACCCUGUUGUGAGUUACUAUAAAAGAUGUUUAACAAGUGAUCAAAAAUUAGGUAUUGAUGAAGGAUUUGAAUUACUCAACGAGGACCACAUUUUUUUCUGCGGGAACAAUGCGGACCGUUUAUUCAAAUUACUCAACAUUGAGUCUAUGCAAUGCUUUACCUUGGUGAGUAAAGAUCUUCAGAAAUGUAAAACUACCUUCACUGAAAAGCUAGUAAAAUUAAAACAAAGUCGCAACAUACUGGGCUCUAUGACGUUUGAGGAAGAAUACGAGUUUUGUAGUGCCUUACAGGAUCAAUGCAAAUGCCUCUCCUCGAAACUAGCCACAUGCGAAUCAAAAGAUCCUUCCAAUAUCAUGGAUGACUAUAUGGCACUGAUACAACGCCGAUUUUGCAGUUCAGCGUCAAGAUUAUCUUGGUUUUAUUUUGUUAAUCUUUUGCUAUUGGUAGGCAUAUAUUUAUAUUCCAAGAUGUUUUAAGCCAUUAUGGCACUAUAUUCAAGAACAUUCUUAAAUAGCUUGUUGCCAAAUACUAUGACUUUGUUGUUAUACAUUUUGAUUCUAUUAAAAAACAUUAGUGUUAAAAGUAAAAACUUUUUAUCUUUGUACUUAAUACUUUUACGUUUUACUUUUUUACUUUUCAUGCUUUUUAUACUUUACAUUUAUAAUGCUAUUAUAAUAUGUUAUUAUAUUUUAAGUAUUUGAUAUUAUAUAAGAAGUAAUAGUUG